AUGUCGAAAGCUGCUAAAGCUAAAAAAAAUGUACCUGUGGUUUCAAAGCUUGAAGCUGAUGCAAGAAAGGCAGCUGAGGGUGUUAAUGAUAAUGAAAGCGAAGAAUUCAAAAAAGCAAUGAGGAAGGAAGCCAGAGCUCUGGUUGAAUAGUUUAAUGAGGAAAAGAAGCUCUUGGCAUUUUAUUAGCAAGAAAGAUAAAAAAUAAACUACAAUUGGAUUAUUGCGAAGAAGGAACUUGAAGAUAAAAAGAGCGAAUUAAUCAAUAAAGAAAGAGAAAUCUAAGAUCUUCAAGAAAAUCAUUUCAUGACAUUAAAUGUUUAUAAAUAAAAAAUUAAACACUUGCUCUUUUAGAAUCAGGAUUAACAAAGCGAACUUAAAAAAGAUGUUGAAGUGACACUUAAGUAAUUAGAAGAUCAACAUAGAAUUAAAUCAAGAGAACUUAAAACUGACGUCCGCUCUCUUAAAGUCACUAAAAAAGAGUAAGAAAUAUCUUAGUAGGAUUACCUCUUUGCAUUAAAAUCUGAGCAUGACAAAUAAAUGACUCUCAUGCGUUAAGACUAUGAGAGACAAGUUAAUGAUAUCAAGAGAAAAUAUGACUUAAAAAUGUAAAAUUUAACUAAGGAAAUGGAAGAAGCUAGAGCAGCUAUGAUUAAGCAAUUGGAAGACAAUAAAAAUUAAAAGAUAGCAGAAAUUAUUAAGGAACACACACAGAAAUACAAUGAUAUUAAAAAUUAUUAUUCUGAAAUUACAGCAACAAACCUCGAUUACAGAAAAACAUUAAAAAAUGAAAUAAAGGAACUUCAAACCAAAGAUGAGGAAUACAAAAAGACUCUUCAAUAAACAGAGAAGGGAUACAAAGAAUUAAAUGAACCUCUUUAGGCUUUGGGAAUAGAGAUUAUAUAGCUGAAAAAAUAAGAUGAAGAGCAAGAAGCUAUCAUUAAAGAAAAGGAAGAACUUAAAUAGAAAAUUGAUAACUAAGAAAGACUUUUCAGAAAACUUGAAUACGAAUACGAAGUUAAACUUUAGUAAUUCUAGUACCUAGAAAGAGAAAGGAAUGCUCUUUAUGCUAAAUUUAAUUAAACUGUCUUCGAAAUACAUUAAAAAUCAGGAUUGGAAAACUUAAUCUUAGAAAAGAAAGUAACUAAUUUAAGAGAAGAUUUAGAAAUUAAAGACUUAUAAAUUCACCAAGUUUUAACAGCUGCUAACAUCGAUCCUAAUUCUGUUGGAUCUAUCAAUAAAAGUUUGGAAGAAGUUGAAUCACUUAAAAAUGAACUCAUUUCUGAAUUACAAGCACAAUUAAAAUAAAUCAGAAAAGCUCACUCACACAUGGUUAAGGCUUAUGAAGGAAAACUUUCUGAAUUCGUUAUACCUGUAGAAGAACUAGGUUUUGAUCCUUUAGUACCUACUAACACAGAUUGA
This is a messenger RNA of Tetrahymena thermophila SB210, 1419 nucleotides long. Its product is annotated as growth-arrest-specific microtubule-binding protein. Gene Ontology annotation, biological process: cell motility. Gene Ontology annotation, molecular function: microtubule binding; small GTPase binding. NCBI's taxonomy places the organism in Eukaryota, Ciliophora, Oligohymenophorea, Hymenostomatida, Tetrahymenidae. The record is from RefSeq and is a predicted model, not a curated record. Gene Ontology annotation, cellular component: Golgi apparatus; microtubule; motile cilium. The transcript is spliced from 8 exons.